Mytilinidion resinicola is the source of this 1232-nucleotide messenger RNA. RefSeq names its product S-adenosyl-L-methionine-dependent methyltransferase. The record is from RefSeq and is a predicted model, not a curated record. The transcript is spliced from 3 exons. The coding region runs from base 148 to 969 and encodes 273 amino acids. NCBI's taxonomy places the organism in Eukaryota, Fungi, Ascomycota, Dothideomycetes, Mytilinidiales, Mytilinidiaceae.
UACCAGCGCACUAAACGCUACGCGAGGAGGCAUUUUGCGCUGUGUAUAAAGAUACCGUUGUUUCAGUACGACUUCAAUACAUCAAGGUUCCAACGCACAGUCUACACAUCAACUCUCACUUUGCCACUCCUCUACGAUUGACUGAAGAUGGCUUUCGCAGAAGCCAACCGAAAAUACUUCGACAGUUUGGCCGAAAUGUAUGACGGCAAGCCCUGGGCCAAAAAGAUAGGCGAACAGCUGGCCAAAGCCUUUCGAUCUCGCCGUGACUGGAUUGGGGUAGACUUCCUCGAUGAAGGCACCGCCAACUCUGACAAGACCGUCCGUCUUCUUGACUAUGCUUGUGGAACCGGCAUGGUCUCUCGAGCACUAGGCCCCUACGUAACAACCACAAUCGGCAUCGACAUCUCUCCCAACAUGGUCGCCGCCUACAACGAGCGCGCCACUUCAUCCGGUUUUCCAAAAUCCCAGGUCUCCGCUGUCGUCGGCGACCUAUUCGCCGCCGAGCCCUCCACAGCGCUCUCAGGGCCAGAGUACUUCAACUUCGACCUCGCGGUCGUCAGCGCCGGUUAUCACCAGUUCGACGACGUCGUGCUCUGCACCAAGCGCCUGGCCGAGCGGCUGAAGCCGGGCGGCGUGCUCGUCAUCAGCGACUUCCUCCAGGGGUCGGACACAGAUGUCUUGCACACGAACGUGGAAGGUAUUGGUGAACAUGCUCACGGCCACCAUCAUCUCGGCCACUCGCACCAUCAUGGGUAUCAUUCACACGAGCCUGCGGACUUGCCUAGCGGCAUGCGUGCGGCAAUCAAGGUGUUUGCGUUUGAUGAGGCGGGCGUGAGGGCGUUCUUUGAGGAGGCGGGCUUGGUGGGGUUUGAGAUGAGUGUUUUGGAAGAAAAGGUGCAUAUGGAGUUUGGAGGCAAGAAAAUGGAGAGCACAGUGUUUUUUGCUAAAGGGAUGAAGCCUAAGGCAUGAUUGCUUUAUUCGUAGUAAUUUUUUUUAGCCUAUGGAGUUAUUGAAACAGUGUUAUUUGAAUUCAUCUUCUUUCUGGGAUGCCAACCUCCGGGAGGCCCCUAAAGGGCUCUGAAGGUGUGCAGAGAGCUACUGAAUAUCAAUGCAAAUCACCAUGCUUCGAAAGCAUGCCAUCUACCACUUUCUCUUCGUGACCGUCUAGGAGAGCUUCGACCGUUCAUCACCGGAUGUAGAGGCCUACCGCAAACCAAUGCAAAGCACUACAG